Paramuricea clavata is the source of this 1362-nucleotide messenger RNA. NCBI's taxonomy places the organism in Eukaryota, Metazoa, Cnidaria, Anthozoa, Malacalcyonacea, Plexauridae. The record is from the annotation of a GenBank genome assembly.
AUGGCGUCGAAUCUGUCAUUAUCCUUUGAUAGCUUUUACGAAACUUGGAAGGAUCGUCCAAAGGAUAAAAUAGUUGAGAAGUUGUUAGAAAUUGGAACCGUGUCAACGUUAACUGAAUUAAAGUAUAAGCUAUGCUCGGAAUGCCAGCAAGUCUCUCAUUUUCCGCAAGGGGAUAUGUAUACAAGAAGAAAGCCUAAGGGAAACAGUACGUUUUCAACACUUGAAGAACGUUUAGCCGAAGAUAUAUGGCAACUAAUGGUAUGUUUGGAUACUGGGGUUGUUCAACCUGCUAUUAAAUCUAUGUUUAAAUCUGGAGAUGACUGUUUAGCUGAAAACAUCAUAACAGUGAGUGAUAGUAGUGAUAACAUUGCUGAGCAAAUAUUUGGGACUCCCAUUCUUAAUGCUACGCAAGGGCGAAGUGAUAUUUCUGGUCUAGAGUCGCGUUUAGCACACAAACAUUGCUCCGAUCGUAUAGCUUCUGUCGAAGCAGAUUUGUUUAUUUUGAAGGAGAAAUUUACUCAUGAUAUAAAUGAUAUUUUAGCGCAGUUAUCUCAAAAGGAAAAAACUAUUCAGAAACAAGAGAGCGAAAUAAAUCAAUUGAAAUCUGAAAAUUUAACAUUAAAAUCUCGCUUAUUGACACUCGAAAAGCGAGCACCAAAUUUAAAUUUAAAUAAAGAAGCACGCCAAACUUAUUCAGAAGCGACAAUGAACCCCAACAAUAAACCAAAAAAUAACGAUGCAAACGGCGUAACCAGUUCAAAAAACACUAUUCCCCUGCCAAUUAGUACGGCUAGGCCAACACCAGGCAAAUCACCUUCGAUUGAAUCUAUUGAAAAAACAAAAAACAAUGCCGCAUCCAAUAUGACAAAUGGCAAUGUAACUAACAAGUCUGUAGUCAACGCUAUUGUUGAUGAAGACAAUGUACAUACAAAUUCGGAUACUAAUCGCCAUUUAACCAUUCAACCAAAUCAAAACAAACUUCAGCCUAAUUUAUCAAAAGCGCCAGAUCAUGUCCCGAAUGUAGAUUUAACUUCGGAAGCUGAUGGUGAUGGCUUUGUCGGCGUUAAACGUAAACGUAGACAUAUUAAAAGAUUCUUUUUAAGUGGAAUUUCUGACACCGUAACCUAUGAAACCAUAAUUGGUUUUCUAGAAAAGAGAGAGAUCCAGCCCACUCAAUUGAGAAUAUUUCCAAGUCGGCGAAAGGGGACUAUUUCGGCCAAAUUGAAUGUAAAUGCAAAAGAUUGUUCUGUUAUAUCUCAAAAAGAUUUCUGGCCAGCUUUUGUGUCUUGUAAACCUUGGUUAACGAAAAAUAAACUUGAUACUAUAAAUCAAGACAAACCAACUAAUCAAUCCAAUGAAUAG